This is a messenger RNA of Lolium perenne, 897 nucleotides long. RefSeq lists its product as uncharacterized. Lineage: Eukaryota; Viridiplantae; Streptophyta; Magnoliopsida; Poales; Poaceae. Gene Ontology annotation, molecular function: protein dimerization activity. The record is from RefSeq and is a predicted model, not a curated record.
AUGGAUAUAUUGCUUGAUAAGCACAAAGAGAUUCAUCUGGCUAAGAUCAAGAAUGGUGAUAUGCCCACGGGAAGAGUGAUAGAAGUUUUGGGCAUUGUUGAGGAUGACACGCGUAAUCCAACUAAGGUAGGAGGUUAUGUUCAUAAAAUGGAGACAUUUAACUUUGUGUUCAUCAUGAAGAUGAUGUUAAAACUACUUCGUAUGACAAAUGAUGUCUCUUUUCUAUUGCAAAAGAAGGAUCAAAAUAUUGUUGAGGCAAUCUCUUUGGUUACGGAUGUGAGAACACGUUUGGUCAAUUGGAGGAAUCAUGGUUGGGAGUCACUCUUUGAAGAGGUCAAAUCAUUUUGCAUUGAAAAUGAAGUCAUAAUCCCAAGUAUGGAUACCAUGGUAACAAGAUGGGGUAAAACAAGAAAAGGAGGAAAAUACCAGGUCACCACUGAUCAUUUUUAUCGUGUUGACACCUUCUACGUUGCUAUAGACUCUAUUGUCACUGAGUUUGAUCAUCGUUUUAAUGAGGCAUCUUUAGAGGAUGCCCUUGAGCUAUUCCAUGUUCAUAUGACGAGAGUUGAAGAUUUUAGAGAUUGUCUUGACAUUGCAAGCCUAGCUAAAAGGAUGGUUGAACUUAAUAGGCACACCAUGUUUCCUACAGUUUACCGCCUCAUUGAGUUGGCAAUGCUUUUACCGGUGGCGACGGCAACAGUUGAAAGAGUCUUCUCAGCUAUGAAGAUUACCAAGACAGAGUUGCGCAACAAGAUGUCUGAUGGUUGGCUUAAUGAUUUGAUGGUGUGCUACAUCGAGCGAGGGAUAUUCAAAAGUCUUGAUCUUUCUGAAAUUAAAAAAGAUUUUCAGAAGGAAGGUAGGGCUCUGCCAUUGCCUGGAACUUCAAGACGACACUAA